AAAUCCCAGCCGUUCCACAUCGUACGCUUCCUGGAGGUGGAGCACGCCAGCGCCCUGAUGGAGAGUCUGAUGGAGAGUCUGGCUCCAACAGCUCCGUAUAUACCGCUAGAGAAGACCGUUAGCAGGGAGGAGAGCUUCAUCGUAGAGGACGGAGAGAGACCAGACGACAUGGGUACAGCAGGACUCACCUGGGAGAGGCCCCUGCAUGGCCAUAAUGUUCCUCCUCACGUGGGAGACCUGAUCAAGUUCCUGACUAAAAAAGGAUGCUCUGCCAACAUGAGACCCAAAGUCCUGGAGCUUAAAGCACUGCUGGAGUCUCCGUUGAGCUUUGAGAACUACAAAGAGCGUUUCCAGCUGCUUCUGCAGCUGGAGGAGAAUCAGAUGCUGGUGGACAUCCGGGCGUACGACAUGAAGGACGCUAAGAUGGUCAGAGACUAUUACAACAAGAAGCUGCUGGUGCUGAAGGUGCCUGGAGUUGCGGAGAAUCGUCCCUCUGUACUCAGGGGAGACCACCUCCUGGUCAUCAAGUCAAAAGAGCGCCAUCUAGAGCCCUUGCGCAAGCACAAGGGCUACGUCCAUCAGGUAGAACUGGAUCAGGUCAAACUGGGCUUUGGACCUAAGCUGCUGAAUGCCUUUGCGGACGGCAUGGCCUUUGAUGUGGAGUUCACGGUGAACCGGCUGCCCAUCAGGCUCCAGAACAGAGCAGUGCAGUUGGCCAAGGAACACAACCUACGUGAGCUGCUCUUCCCCACAGGGGCAAAGGUCACGACCUCUGCAGAGCUGCCCAGGCUCAGGCUGUAUGACCGUAAGCUGGAGGGCAACAGUGAGCAGUACAGUGCUGUCCAGAGCAUAGUGGCCGGAGUGUCCAGACCAGCUCCUUACCUGCUGUUUGGACCACCUGGGACCGGCAAGACCGUCACCGUCGUGGAGGCCAUCAAACAGCUGUAUGAUUCUCCCUGCUGCACCCACAUACUGGCGUGCGCUCCCUCUAACAGUGCUGCUGACUUGGUGUGUGAGAGGGUUCUGGAACACGCCGACACACACCAGGUCUACCGCCUCUACGCCAGCAGCAGAGACCCCAGAACUAUACCCCAGCCACUCAAGGAUCGGUGCAAUCUCAGUGGGGAUGGAUUUGUGUUCCCCUGCAAGGAGGAGUUGAUGAAGUACAAGAUUCUGGUGACCACUGUCAUAACAGCUGGCCGCCUCGUAAGUGGAGGUCUACCUACUGGUCACUUCAGUCACAUAUUCGUGGAUGAGGCUGGACAUGCAACAGAGCCAGACACCAUAAUAUCUGUGGCAGGAUUACUGGACCCCAAGUCAGGUCAGCUGGUUCUGGCUGGAGACCCUAAGCAGCUCGGCCCCAUCCUCAGAUCACCCAUCGCCAAGAAACACGGCCUGGAUGUGUCUCUGCUGGAGAGACUGAUGAGGGAUAACCGUCUGUACCAGAAGGACGAGGCAGGAUGCUACAACAUCUGCUACGUCACCAAACUGCUGCUCAACUACAGGUCCCAUAAGAGCAUCCUGAAGAUCCCUAAUGAUCUGUUCUAGGAUGGAGAGCUGGUGGCCAGCGCUGAUGAGAUCGCCACUCACAUGUACUGCAGAUGGGAGCACCUGCCCAAGAAGGGUUUCCCAUUGAUCUUCCACGGCGUGAUGGGGAAGGACGAGAGGGAGGCCAACAGCCCGUCCUUCUUCAACCGCUCCGAGAUCAUUGUCGUCAUGGGAUACCUGAGGAGGCUGCUGCUGGAGGACCAGGGCAAGAAGGGCGCGGCCCGCAUCUCCCCCAAAGACAUCGGGGUCAUCGCCCCCUACAGGAAACAGGUCCUGAAAAUCCGAGAGGCGAUUACAAAGCAGAAAGAGUUGAGGGAGAGAGAAGACAGUAAGCUUCUCAAGGUGGGCUCAGUAGAAGAGUUUCAGGGACAGGAGAGAAGAGUGAUUAUCGUGUCCUGUGUACGUAGCAGUGGAGAACACAUCACCAUUGAUCAGAAGUUUAGUAUUGGCUUCCUCAAGAACGAGAAGAGGUUUAACGUGGCCAUGACACGAGCUAAAGCCCUGCUCAUCGUGGUGGGAAACCCUGUUAUCCUCAGAACAGACCCUACCUGGGGCAGGUUCAUCCAGUACUGUGUGGAGCAGGGUGGGUACACUGGAUGCCCGAACUCUUCUCCUGAUGAGGCGCUGCAGGCACAACUCGCUGCUCUUCACCUGGAGUCUGAGGAGCCAGUGGACACAGGCGAGAGUGUCGUGCAGCAGAUGGUGGAACCCGAGUGGAGAAAUGAGCAGUAGCCUGAUUAUUGAAGCUGUACACACACACACACACACACACACACACGCACACGCACACACACACACACACACACACACACACACACACACACACACACACACACACACACACACACACACACACACACACACACACACACACACACACAGUGUGGAGCCACAAAGGUCUAUAUCAGAACGUUUCUUGAUGCAUGAAUUUAGUCUGGAAUGGAAUGUAUUUUGAAAUGUAUUUGUUUGGUUGUUUAUCUUUUGAUUAUUGAUGUUUUUAAUCACAAUUGCUUACUGAAGCAUGUAGGGUUUGGUUUCAAAGAUGACACACUUUCAUAGUGCACAAAAGUGUGUGAAUGAAAUGAUACUGUACUGACUAGCUGUUUAAAAUAAAUAUAUGCACGAUUACUGUGACUGGUGUGUUGACCCCAAAUUUACAGUGUGUUGGCAUGGAACAAACUUAUAGAACCUUAUCUUAUAGAACCUAUACCGUACAGCCCUAGCACUGAUAACUUAUUUUCAGUAUUUGUAUUUAUUUAUUUUCCAUCAAUAUGUGGAGUUAAUUUUAG
This is a messenger RNA of Sardina pilchardus (European sardine), 2837 nucleotides long. RefSeq names its product putative helicase mov-10-B.1. The transcript is spliced from 18 exons. NCBI's taxonomy places the organism in Eukaryota, Metazoa, Chordata, Actinopteri, Clupeiformes, Clupeidae. Gene Ontology annotation, cellular component: cytosol; P granule. Gene Ontology annotation, molecular function: RNA binding; 5'-3' RNA helicase activity. Gene Ontology annotation, biological process: regulatory ncRNA-mediated post-transcriptional gene silencing. The record is from RefSeq and is a predicted model, not a curated record.